UGUUUCUUCACAGUAAACUAAAUUUGGCUAUGAAGAUUAAUUUAUUUUUAAGAAGUUGAGUGAUAAAUGAUAAAGUACCACAUUUAACUAAAUCAGUUACAGUAUGUAAUAAUGAAGAAUGAAGAAGACCUUGUUGUAUUUAUGUUUUUUUUUUUUAGAUCAUGAUGGAACACAUACUGAUAUCCCUCCUUGUAUGGUUUCUGGUACCAGCGGUGAUGGGUAUAUAUCCCAGAUUUUUCCCUUGUGACGAUGACCUCAUUUCUGUGGACUGCAUGGGAAGAGACUUGACCAGCGUUCCUCACAUCAGAUCUACAGAGGUGCAGUCACUGAACUUGAAUCACAACGAAAUAUGGCACGUUGGGAGUAAAGCCUUCUCUGGUGUCCCCAAUCUGAGAAACCUCACUAUGAUGUGGAAUUGUGCCCCUGGCAGAUACAAGAACCUAGGAAUUCCCCUCUGUAGUUUGAAGAUCGACUCCCGUGCCUUUGUGGCACUUAAAAAUCUGCAAACCCUCAUCUUGACAGGAAACAGUCUCACCACCAUACCUGCUCUACCCGAGUGCCUGCAGAUCCUGGACCUGGAGUUGAACAACUUGUUCAGCCUGAAGGACCCAUUGGGCACCCCAUCCUUGAAGCAACUCCUGCUCACGAAGAACUGUUAUUAUGCCAACCCUUGCAACCAGACUUUUGUGAUCAAUCAACAGGUCCUCAAGGAACUCCCAAAACUUGAGGUCCUCUUACUGGGUUUCAAUAAUAUAUCCAAAAUACCAGUAGGCCUACCCCAAUCCUUGACGCAUCUUGACCUGAGAGAGAAUAAAAUAAAAGAGAUUCCUGCUAAGGCAUUUGCCAAUCUAACCAAAUUAUCUACUCUGAACCUGGCAUGGAAUUGCCAGCGCUGUGAUCAUGCAGCGGAACCCUGCUUUCCUUGUCCCAAUACCAAACCCCUAAUGCUACAUGAACACACCUUUCUCCACCAGAGGCAUUCACUAAGGAAUCUCAGCUUGCGAGGAAACUCCCUCCGUACAUUUCCACCUAGACUCUUUGCCUCUCUAGGUCAACUUAAAUACCUUGAUCUCUCUGACAAUCUGCUAGCCUACACCAUACGUAAUGGAACUUUUUACCAGUACCUAAGGAGUGUUAGAAAUCUGAAUCUGAUGUAUAACUAUGAACCACUAAAAUCCUUCGAGCACCUUGUUCUCUCACCUUUCCUCAUGAAUAUGUCACAUCUGGAGUCACUGUCUUUGAAUGGCUAUUUUUUUCAUUCAUUUUCACCAAAAAGCAUGGAGAUCCUUGCCAAUCUCUCAAAUCUGAAAUACCUUGACUUGCGGUCUAACUUCAUCAGUUCCUGCAACAUGAGUGCCUUUAAACAUAUUAAGGCACUGAAAAAAGUGGUACUUUCACAAAACCAACUAGAUUUUAUCCCACUCUGUAAACGGAACCAUGAGGAGUGGCAGUCAGAACCUCAGGUCCAUAGGGUAAACUUGGUCAGUAGAGAGGACCACCAGUGUCAAGACGAUUCGGAAAUUGAGCCCCUCUUAAAAACCGCACCAGGACCCUAUGACCGAAUGUGGCCUAACUUUACAAUGCAGAAUUUCUACAAGAUGUUGUGCUCAAAACAACUGUCUUUUGACUUGUCGUUCAAUAACGUCCUGACAAUAAAUUCCAGUGUUUUUAUAGGCAUGGAAAAAGUAGUUUGCUUAGAUAUGUCCUUCAACUACAUGAGCAUAAAACCAAAUGGACGACAGUUCUCUCGUCUGAAAAAUCUUGUGUACCUUAACUUGGCAAACAAUCGCAUAGACCUGUACUUUAUAGAAGCCUUCCAAGAAUUGCAGGGCACCCUAAGGGCUCUCGACCUCAGCAGUAAUGCAUUCUCCUUUCUCAUGAUGGGUAUUGGCCACAAUUUCAGUUUUCUACAAGGACUAACCUCUCUUGAAUCUCUCAGCCUAGACAAUAAUCAGAUUGGCUUCCGUGUCUCAAGCCUGUUGAGUACUUCCCUGAAGUACCUCUAUUUUGCUGGGAACAGACUGCACAUUAUGUGGGGGUCCAGUGAUCAAUACAUUAACUUUUUUCAGGGCCUCACCAACCUUAUACACUUGGACAUUUCCAGAAAUCAGUUGAAGUCAGUUUUGCCAGAGGCACUUAUUUACCUCCCUCAAAGCCUACGCGUCCUCAGGCUUGAUAGCAACCAGCUAAACUUUUUCCCCUGGGAUAACAUCACUGCACUCCCAGAGCUGCGCUAUUUGAACCUCAGUGAAAACUAUCUUAAUAAGUUGCCAGACAGAGUUGUGAGGUUUGGGCUUAAUUUCAGUGGCCUGGACCUGAGUCACAACCAGAUCACUGCACUUCCCAAAACAUUCUUCAGCCAGAUGACAGCCCUGCUCCGACUUCUGCUAAACAACAACAAGCUGAAACUCCUAGAUGCAUCGGGUCUACCUGCACCACUACAUAAUGGUAGUGCAUUAAGAGAACUCACACUGCAUGCAAACCCCUUCACCUGCAGCUGUGCCACAUCUUGGUUUGUGGAAUACUUACGAACAACAAACAUCACAAUCCCCUAUCUGACCACAAAGGUCCGCUGUGGGUUCCCUGAGUCCUUGCAAGGAGUGAACAUCCUGACCAUAGAUCCUCGCUCCUGUCAGGAGAUCUUCGGUGGUGUCGCCUUCCUGUGCACGUCUUUAUUGACCAUAAUACUGAUUGUGUUUACACUUCUAAAACAAUUGUACGGAUGGGACCUUUGGUAUUGCUUUCAAGUACUCUGGGCCGGACACAAGGGGUACUCCCAAUUCCGGGGAAGCUCUGCAACGGUGCACUAUGAGUAUGAUGCAUUUGUGGUUUUUGACACAAGAAACCUGGCUGUCCGAGACUGGAUCUACAAUGAACUGGUGGACAGCCUUGAAAACAAAGGCAAAUGGAGAUUCAAGCUGUGCCUAGAGGAGCGGGAUUGGGUUCCAGGUGUGUCGUGUAUUGAGAACUUGCACAAUGCUGUUCAUAACAGCCGCAAGACUGUAUUUGUGCUGACAAACCCAGGAGCUCGGUACCAAGUGAGUGGGGUUAUCCGACAGACCUUUCUCUUGGUCCAACAGCGGCUUCUGGAUGAGAAGGUGGAUGUGGCAGUGCUGGUUUUACUUGACCUUGUUUUCCACAAGUUCAGGUACCUGCAGAUAAGGAAGCGAUUGUGCAGGAAAUCUGUUGUUUCCUGGCCCACAAAUCCACUGGCACAGCCAGUGUUCUGGAACCAGCUUCGUGUUGCCCUCGCAUCGGACAACGUCCGCUAUUAUGAUAAGAAUGUCACAGGGAGAUUCCUGUCGGAUGAUAUUCUCUGAGGCCAAGUAUGGUGCAUGCAGUGUCAUUAUUUUCAAACUGAUUUUAAGGCUAAAAACGUGCAAGAUUUUAACAAUUAUUUUGAAUUUAACGAUGUUUGGGAUAAUAUUUCAGAUUGAUUAUAUUCUAAUGAUGACAAACCAUGACCUAUAUUUGUUUUACUAAAUUAUUGGAAUGUUUCUGAGACAAGAUAUUAAGAUAUUAGAUGAGUAGUGUAGUUUUGGCAUACUUGGAUUUAACAGACUAUAUUUAGUUAUUCAAGAAAAGAAGAAAAGUCAAAUGGAUGAGCUCCCUAUCCUCGUGGGCUUCUUUUAAACCUGUAAAAAACUGUGUCAAAGAGAGAAAGAACAGAAAAUGCUCCCUCCAGAACAUAUUGUACAUUUCAUUGCACAGACUUGAAUAUUAAUGUCACGUCACGUUCAUGUGGAAGGGGGAUCCCUAUUUGUGAGAAAUACAUAACAAGGCUGUAAAUUGUGACAGGUGGCGGAAAAAACAGAAGGGGAAGUUGUAAAACGAUGAUCAUCUGAUUUUUAUAUAUCUUUUUUCUUUUUCAAAGUUUUGUAUUACAAACUCAUUUUCUGCAUCUUAUUAGUAGGUAGUAACAGUAUAUUUAGAGUGAUUACUUGUUAUCUUUCUUUACAUACAUGUACCGGUACAUACAUAAAAAUGUGACAAACAUUGAUAAAGGAAUUAUGCAGUGAUAAAACCCAA
Clupea harengus (Atlantic herring) is the source of this 4029-nucleotide messenger RNA. RefSeq names its product toll-like receptor 9 (gene tlr9). Gene Ontology annotation, biological process: defense response to virus; canonical NF-kappaB signal transduction; positive regulation of interleukin-6 production. Gene Ontology annotation, molecular function: pattern recognition receptor activity; protein binding. Gene Ontology annotation, cellular component: plasma membrane. NCBI's taxonomy places the organism in Eukaryota, Metazoa, Chordata, Actinopteri, Clupeiformes, Clupeidae. The record is from RefSeq and is a predicted model, not a curated record.